UGUUUAAAAACUAUUUGUUUUUUUUUGGUGUUUUGUUGGAUUCAAUUGACAAUACAAUUGAUCCCAACUUAUUGWUUGUCAUCACAUCMWCUGACAUCACAGCGACAUCGAGGAGAUAGCCAUUGAUAUCUAUUCAGAGAUUGACAUCACAUAUAACUGAUUUUUUUCCGUUUGUUUUUUUUUGUUGGACACACCACCAGAAGACCACCAGAUGAUAGUUGAAGAUGUCGUCUUCAGUGUCGUAUCACAUCUCAAAUCUCUUGGAAAAGAUGACAUCGACGGACAAAGAUUUUCGAUUUAUGGCAACCAAUGAUCUGAUGUGUGAACUACAGAAGGAUAGCAUCAAACUCGAUGACGAAUGCGAGAAAAAAGUGGUCCGAAUGCUAUUGAAACUUCUGGAGGACAAGAACGGCGAAGUCCAGAAUCUGGCGGUGAARUGUUUGGGUCCGCUGGUGAACAAAGUGAAAGAAUUGCAAGUGGAGACCAUUGUCGAUACGUUGUGCUCUAAUAUGAUAUCAAAUAAUGAACAGCUAAGGGAUAUAUCCAGUAUAGGUCUGAAGACAGUCAUCAGCGAAUUGUCGCCCAAUUCGACGGCAUUGGUGUCGACUAUUUGCAAGAAGAUUACCGGCCGACUGGCCAAUGCUAUAUCACAGCACGAAGAUAUGGGCAUACGAUUGGAAGCGUUGGAAAUCCUAUCGGAUCUAUUGAAUCGAUUCGGUGGUCUAUUGGUAUCAUUUCAUGCCAACAUUCAGGACUCGUUGUUACCGCAACUCUUAUGCCAGCGACUGGCUGUACGCAAACGUACGAUAACAGCCCUGAGCUAUCUGGCAAUGUGUUGUUCCCAACAGCUGUACAGUCGAGUCAUUGAAUUUCUUAUCGACGAAUUGACCACAAAUGUCAACGAUAUUAACAAUGCCAAGACAUACAUCCAAUGUAUUACUGCCAUUAGUAGACAAUCGGGUCAUAGGUUUGGCGAACAUCUGGAAAAAGUGAUGCCAUUGAUCACCAGAUUUGCUAAUAUGGAUAUCAAAGAUAAGAAACAGGAAGAAGGAGACGAACUGAAAGAAGUUUGUUUACAAUCGUUCGAGUCGUUUGUCCGCCGCUGUCCUAAAGAGAUAUCACCGCAUGUGCCGACCAUAACAAAUGUUUGCCUGAAAUAUCUAUGCUAUGAUCCGAACUAUAAUUACGAUUCGGAUGGUAUGGACGACGAAGAUAUGGAAAUGGAUAACGAAGACGCCGACGAAGCCGAUACUGAUGGCAGCUAUAGCGACGACGACGAUAUGAGUUGGAAAGUUAGGAGAUCGUCGGCUAAGACAUUGGAGGCAAUGAUAUCCACUCGACACGACUUGAUUGUCGACUUCUAUCGUAAAGUAUCGCCCGAACUGAUCCAACGAUAUAAAGAAAGRGAAGAGAAUGUCAAAGUGGAUAUAUUUAACGCCUAUAUAGCGCUACUCAAACAGACAAAGAUGGUUAUCGGAACAACUGGUGGCUCAUCAAGUGGAUCAAGUGGUGGCAGUUUCUUAGAUAAUUCUACUGAAUAUUCCAAAAACAAUAUACUCGGUAUUCUUCGGGAACAGGUGCCUUCGAUUGUCAAAUCAUUGCACAAACAACUCAGGGAAAAGAGUAUUAAGACCCGACAGAGUUGUUUUGCAUUGCUCAGCGAAAUGGUCAAUGUAUUGCCCGGUGCACUGACCGAUCAUAUAUCCAAUUUGAUACCCGGAGUACUGUUUUCGCUCAGUGAUAAGAAUUCGAGUUCAAACAUGAAGAUCGAUACCCUAUCGUUUGUGAACAUUGUAUUCAAGAAUCACAAUCCGGAAGUGUUUCACAAACACAUACACAUACUGUUGCCGGCAAUCAUAACAGCAGUUUCCGAUAGUUUCUAUAAGAUUACAUCAGAAGCGCUGUUGGUUUUGACACAGAUUACGAAAAUUAUUCGGCCGUUAGAUUUAAAUCAGAAAAUAUCGACUGAUUUUAAUUUCGUGCCAUUUAUUAAACCGAUAUACGAGUCGACAUUUGUGAAACUAAAAGCCGCCGACAUUGACCAGGAGGUCAAAGAGCGUGCCAUUACAUGUAUGGGUCAGAUAGUCUAUACGUUUGGCGAUUAUAUGCAACAAGAAUUGCAAGUCUGUCUUCCAUUGCUGUUGGAUCGGCUCAGGAAUGAGAUAACUCGGUUGACUUGUGUUAAGUCUAUUACCAAAAUCGCCAGCUCACAAUUCAAACUCAAUUUGAAUCCAUUACUUCCAGAAGCUUUUCCAGUGUUGGCAUCGUUUUUACGCAAGAAUCAGAGGGCAYUCAAACUAAGUUCAUUGCAAUUGAUCGAUACAUUGGUCAAGAAUUAUAGCGAAUACCUGAGCUCAGAGACUAUUGGCAUAAUUUUGAACGAAGUACCGCCGCUUAUCAAUGAAUCAGAUCUCCAUAUAUCUCAGUUGACACUAAAUAUGUUGACAUCACUGAUCCGAUCGCAUCUGGCUUUUCUGGCAAUCAUACCGCAAACCAUACUACCCGAAGCACUGGUAUUGGUCCGAUCGCCACUACUACAGGGCUCAGCACUCAAUUCGAUGCUCGAGUUUUUCCAGGCUAUCGUACACAACAGUUUUCCCGGUUUGGACUACGAUGAACUAGUACUACGGUUGACACAACCGAUUACGGCACCCAAUCGUCAACAAAAUCUACACAAACAGGCCUAUCAUUCGAUAGCUAAGUGUAUGUCUGCCAUAUCGUCGAUCGAUGACAAACGGGCCAUCAAUGCCGUGAGGCAACUGUUGUCCGAUAUUCAAGGACAUCGCGAUUCCGAUUCUAUACAAGUAUUUGCAUUGUUGGCCAUCGGCGAAAUCGGCAAAUCGAUUGACCUGAGUUCGGUAAAAGACCUGAAAACGGUUAUAAUGGAUUCGUUUAACUCAUCGAGCGAAGAGGUGAAGUCGUCCGCUUCGUUUUGUUUGGGAUCCGUUUCGGUCGGCAAUCUGGAACAGUAUCUGCCGUUUGUAUUGUCCGAAAUCCAGAAUCGCCAGAAACGUCAAUACCUGUUAUUGCAUUCGCUUAAGGAGAUUAUCAGUUGCCAAUCGGCCAGYGUAUCCGCUAUUCAGAUACUAUCGCCACAUUURGAUUCAAUAUGGCGACUGUUGCUGAAUCAUUGCGAAUGUCCCGAAGAGGGUACCCGUAAUGUUGUAGCCGAAUGUCUKGGCAAAUUGACACUCAUCGAACCGACAACACUAUUGCCCCGAUUGCAACAGUACUUGCAAUCCGAGUCACCGYUGGCCAGGAGUACGGUUGUAACGGCCAUGAAGUUUACGAUAUCGGAUCAGCCACAGAAAAUCGAUGCCCUACUCAGGGAAUCGAUUGGCGAAUUUCUGAAAACACUCGAUGAUCCCGAUAUCAAUGUCCGACGGGUAGCGUUAGUAGCGUUCAAUUCGGCCGCUCAUAACAAGCCGUCACUUAUCAGGGAUCUGUUGCAAACAAUUCUACCGCAACUCUACAAUGAAACCAAAAUAAGGACAGAGUUGAUACGUGAGGUAGAAAUGGGUCCAUUCAAGCAUACCGUCGAUGACGGUCUSGAUAUUCGUAAGGCGGCCUUCGAGUGUAUGUACACACUGUUGGAUUCGUGUUUGGAUCGGAUCGAUAUAUUUGAGUUUUUGAAUCACGUCGAAGAUGGUCUGCGCGAUCACUACGACAUCAAAAUGCUUACGUAUCUGAUGUUAGUCCGACUGUCCACACUGUGUCCGUCGGCUGUACUGCAAAGAUUGGAGGGCUUAGUCGAGCCAUUGAAGACUACCUGUACGUCAAAAGUCAAAGCCAAUGCUGUGAAACAAGAGUUUGAAAAACAAGACGAACUCAAGAGGUCAGCCAUGAGAGCCUAUCUGGCAUUGCUGGCCGUUCCCGAUGCAGACAAAAACAUUUUGAUGACUGAGUUUAUGUCGUUGAUUAAGUCGACACCCGAUUUGUCGACACUAUACGAAACAAUUCAAAAGGACUCGACAUCGGUGGCCAACGAUCAGCCCAUGGAUUGCAAUUAGACAGUAGACUACUAUUAUCACCACCGAUGACUACUAAUUAUAAAGACAACACACACACACACAUCUACAAUACAUAUAUACAAUACAAUAAACA
Oppia nitens is the source of this 4104-nucleotide messenger RNA. RefSeq names its product cullin-associated NEDD8-dissociated protein 1-like (gene Cand1). Gene Ontology annotation, cellular component: nucleus. The transcript is spliced from 14 exons. The coding region runs from base 225 to 4010 and encodes 1261 amino acids. Gene Ontology annotation, biological process: protein ubiquitination; SCF complex assembly. NCBI's taxonomy places the organism in Eukaryota, Metazoa, Arthropoda, Arachnida, Sarcoptiformes, Oppiidae. The record is from RefSeq and is a predicted model, not a curated record.